Messenger RNA from Gossypium raimondii (Peruvian cotton), 3435 nucleotides. RefSeq names its product FT-interacting protein 3. The record is from RefSeq and is a predicted model, not a curated record. Bases 204 to 3242 code for a protein of 1012 amino acids. Lineage: Eukaryota; Viridiplantae; Streptophyta; Magnoliopsida; Malvales; Malvaceae. The transcript has a single exon.
UCGUCUAAUCUCUCCCUCUGCAAAGAAUAUAACCCUCUGCUCUCUGUUUGCACGCUCUUCUGCUAUUUGUCUACUGUUGUCUCUCUCUUUUGAGCUCUCUCAUCUCUUUGUCUCCAGCGUUAUUUCCCUGUCUCUUUGUUGCCUUUUCCCUUUGUAUCUUCUAUUGUUCAAGGGGGAAACAAACACACGGCUAAGUUUUAGCCAUGAACGGUACAGUGGCUACCGGCAAAGAGAAGCUGGUGGUGGAGGUGAUAGCGGCUCAUAACUUGAUGCCCAAAGAUGGGGAAGGGUCGUCUUCGCCGUUCGUGGAGGUGGAGUUCGAGAACCAAAGGCAUAGGACUCAGGUUAAAAGGAAAGACUUGAACCCCAUUUGGAACGAGAAGCUUGUGUUUCAUAUCAAAGAUGUUGCUGAUCUCCCUUACAGGGCUGUUGAAUUUAAUGUCUUUAAUGAAAGGCGGUCGAGUAACAGCAGGAAUUUUCUCGGGAAAGUGAGGGUUUCUGGUUCCAGUAUUGCUAAAGAAGGUGAAGAAGGUCCUCAAAUGUAUACCCUUGAUAAAAGAAGCUUGUUUUCUCAUAUAAGAGGGGAGAUAACCCUCAAGCUUUACGUUUCAACGAGAGAGGAAGUUAAACAAGUGGGGAUUGAUAACAAUGGGGUGAUGGGUACCGGUUCGGCUUCGGUUUCCACCUCGGGGUUUUCAAAGAAGAAGAAAAUGCAGCAGCAAAACCCAGCCUUGGUGGUGCAACAACAGCAGCUGGUUCAAGAGAACAAGCCAAGACUGCAGGGUCAAAUCCAUGCAAAGCCUUUAGAGCCAAAACCAGGUGAGUUAAAGCCUGUUGUAAUAACUACUGGUCCUGGCCCUGCAGUUCCUGUCUCCUCUGCCGGUGGUGGUGCCGGUGCUGGGUUGAGUCUUUUCUCAACUGGGUCUAAUGAGUUCUCACUAAAGGAGACAAGCCCUCACCUUGGUGGUGGUCCUUUGAACAAGGACAAAACCAGUUCAACAUAUGACCUUGUGGAGCAAAUGCAGUACCUUUACGUUAGAGUAGUGAAAGCUAGAGAUAUUUCGUUUUUCGGUGGUGGUGGUGAGAUAAUGGCUGAAGUCAAGCUAGGGAACUAUAGAGGCGUGACCAAGAGGGUCAGUUCAAACCAUGCAGAUUGGGACCAAGUUUUCGCCUUUUCUAAAGACUGCAUACAGUCUUCAAUGGUGGAGGUUGUCGUAAAGGAAGGUAACAAAGAUGAUUACUUGGGCCGAGUUUGGUUUGAUUUAAAUGAGGUCCCCAGGAGGGUUCCUCCAGACAGUCAAUUGGCACCACAAUGGCACCGAAUGGAAGACAAGAAAGGAGACAAGUCCAAAGGGGAAGUCAUGGUUUCCAUAUGGUUUGGGACUCAGGCAGAUGAGGCCUUUGCUGAGGCUUGGCACUCAAAGGCAGCCAAUGUGCAUUUUGAUGGGCUUUGCUCUAUUAAGUCCAAGGUUUAUUUAUCACCGAAACUUUGGUAUUUGAGGGUAUCAGUGAUUGAAGCACAAGAUGUUUUGGGUGAAAAAGGGUCUACUUUAUUGAGGUACCCUGAGCUCUCAGCUAAAGUACAAGUGGGGAAUCAAGUUUCAAGGACCAGAAUUUCAGGAGUUAGUCCUAACAGAAGCUUAUCAAAUCCAUUUUGGAAUGAGGAUUUCAUGUUUGUAGUUGCAGAGCCAUUUGAGGAUUACUUGUUGGUGUCUGUUGAGGAUCGAGUUGGCCCUGGAAGAGAUGAGGUUGUAGGCAGAGUAUUGCUUCCUGUGAUGGCAGUCGAAAGAAGAACUGAUGACAAACAAGUGGUCUCUAGGUGGUUUAAUCUUGAUAACCACUUCGGCAACCCUGCUGAGACUAAGCUUGUGACAGGAUUCGGUUCAAGAAUCCAUCUUCGGGUCUCACUUGAUGGGGGAUACCAUGUUCUUGAUGAGGCCACAAUGUAUAGCAGUGAUGUCAGGCCAACGGCAAAACAGCUCUGGAAGGCUCACAUUGGUGUACUUGAAAUGGGGAUCUUGGGUGCUACAGGGCUUAUGCCAGUGAAAGUCAAGGAAGGCAAAGGUGGCACCACUGAUGCUUACUGCGUUGCCAAGUACGGUCAGAAAUGGGUGAGAACCCGAACCGUGGGUGAUAGCUUGUCCCCAAAAUGGAAUGAGCAAUAUACUUGGGAGGUUUUCGAUCCUUGCACAGUUAUCACCAUUGGUGUGUUUGACAAUUGCCGAACUGAUAAAAACAUCAUCACUAAUGGUGUUCCUCGAGACUCCCGGAUAGGGAAGGUUAGAAUCCGGCUAUCAACGCUUGAGUCUGAUCGAGUUUACACUCAUUCAUAUCCACUCCUUAUGCUGCAUCCUUCUGGUGUCAAGAAAAUGGGUGAGCUUCACUUAGCUGUGCGAUUUUCAUGCGCUAACAUGGGAAACAUGUUGCAUAUGUAUACGUUGCCUUUGCUACCAAAGAUGCAUUAUGUACAACCUAUGAGUGUGAACCAGUUGGAGAGCCUAAGGUACCAAGCUAUGAAUGUGGUGGCAUCCCGGCUUAGCAGGGCAGAACCGCCAUUGGGGCGAGAGGUUGUCGAGUAUAUGCUCGAUCACGACUCUCAUAUGUGGAGCAUGAGAAGGAGCAAAGCUAACUUUUUCAGACUAAUGAGUGUGAUCUCUGGUCUGGUUGCCAUGAACCGUUGGUUCGAGUCUAUGCGAAACUGGAGCAAGCCAGUGUACUCAUCCUUGUUUGUUGCAACUUUUCUGAUAUUAGUUGCAUUACCCGAGCUCAUAAUCCCCGCAACCCUGCUCUACAUGGCGACAAUGGGACUAUGGCGAUACAGGUUCCGACCGCGUCAUCCGCCCCACAUGGACACCCGGCUGUCCCAUGCGGAGAGUGUUUAUCCAGACGAAUUAGAUGAGGAGUUUGAUUCAUUCCCAACAAGUCGAAGUGUGGAUGUGGUUAAAAUGAGGUAUGAUCGACUAAGGAGUGUGGCGGGAAGGGUUCAAACUGUGGUCGGAGACAUGGCAACACAAGGUGAAAGGUUUCAAGCAUUGCUAAGUUGGAGAGAUCCAAGGGCCACAUUCUUGUUUGUGAUAUUGUGCUUGUUUGCAGCCGUUGGAUUUUAUGCAGUGCCAUUGAAGGUGGUCGUGGCAUUGUGGGGUACCUAUGCGUUGAGGCCCCCAAGAUUCCGAAGCAAGUUGCCUUGUCGGGCAUUGAGCUUCUUCAGGAGGUUGCCUACAAAAGCAGAUAGUUUGCUGUAAGAAACCAAACGGCUUUUAGUGGGAAUGAAAUAUUUUGAACAUAGUUUUAAGAUUUUUAAGGUGUUUGGGUCUAGUGAUGCUUUUUGGGGAGUUUUAAUUAAUUAAUCAAGGAUGUGGUUUUAAUAUUGGAGAGUUAGUGUGUACUGUUUUCAAGACUGGAUGUCCAAAUCAAAACUAAUGCUUUUAUGAUCCA